AUGUUCAGCGGGCCCUCUUCGUCGGCUCUGCCGUCCUCUUGGUUCCGUGUCUUUCUGGGGAUGAUGGCCUUCUUGGUGGGAUCUGGACAGAGCUGCUCGUUCAGGUGCAAAUGUUUGGUGGAGGAGAAAGUUGUCUUCUGCAACGGCCGGAAUCUGACCACUGUGCCGGUGAAGAUCCCUCCAGAUUCAGAAUUCUUGGACUUAAGCCAAAAUAGCCUUCGUAGCCUGCAUCAGGGCAUGUUCUCCCGACUCCAAGCCCUCAAAGAGCUGGAUCUCAGCUACAACGUCAUCUCCAACAUUGAACAAGGGGCCUUCAACGGCCUUCAGAAGAUCAUGACCCUCCGACUAGCAGGCAACAAGUUGAAGAUGGUCCCGGACGGGGUCUUCACAGGGCUGCCCAACCUCUCCGUUCUUGACCUUAGGGACAAUAAGAUCCUCGUGUUCUUGGAUCACACGUUCAAAGACCUCUUCGGUCUCGGAAACCUGGACAUAAGAGACAAUCCUCUGGUCUUGAUUUCAGGUCAGGCUUUCCGAGGCCUCCAUCACCUCCGGAGGUUCACUCUGCAGAAAUGCAACUUCACCAGCCUGCCAACAGAGGCCCUCUCCCACCUUCACCAUCUGGUGGAGCUUCAUCUCAAUGUUCUCGACCUCAGAGUCCUCCACAACUAUUCCUUCCGGAAGCUCCAUCAGUUAAAAGUUCUGGAGAUCAACCAGUGGCCUUCCUUGAAAAUUAUGGAGCCUCACAGUCUUUCUGGCCUAAACCUCAUCUCCUUGUACAUCGUCAGAUGCAAUCUCCAUGAUGUUCCUUACAGGGCCAUCAAGCACCUGGUCCAUCUCCGUUUCCUGGACCUCUCUUACAAUCCCAUCUCAAUGAUCCGUGGAAGGAAGUUGCUGGAUCUCUCCCGCCUCCAAGAGUUCCACCUUACGGGUGGCCGACUGGCCACCAUCCAGGCCAACGCGUUUGAAGGCCUGGUCCACUUCCGUCUCCUCAACGUCUCAGCCAACCAUCUCCGUACCCUCGAAGAGAGAGUCUUCCACUCGGUGGGGAACCUAGAAGUCCUUCGGCUGGACCGAAACCCCUUGGCCUGUGACUGUCGCCUCCUCUGGAUCUUGAAGCGGCGACAGAGGUUGAACUUCGAGGCUCAGCUGCCCAUCUGUGCCACCAGCUCAGAAGAAGGAGAGAAGGUCUUCCAUGACUUCUCCAGAGCCCUGCCACACCACUUCACCUGCCGGAAGUCGACGAUUGAGAACAAGACCUUCCAGAAAGUGGUGGUUCACGAGGGAGAGCAGGCCAACUUGACUUGUAGCAGUGAUGGGGACCCACCACCCAGUAUUUCUUGGGUGAGCCCUCAAAAUAUCACCUUAGACUCAACCGUCAAAGGCCGGUCAACUGUCCUCCCUGAUGGGACUCUUAAGAUUCAAUACGCCCUACUUGAAGACAGUGGGACGUACCGUUGUGUAGCGAGCAACGCGGCCGGCAAUGACUCCAUGAUAGCUUCUCUCCAGGUUCUCGUCCCUCUGUUCAACAAGUCCCUUGUCUGGAAGGAUUUCAGUCUGCGCAAUAAAACGGCGAUCUCCUCCCUCUACUUCCUCCACGCCAGCAUCUGGCUGGGCAUCUUGACCAUCGGGGCUGUCCCCUUUCUCUGCUCCGUCCUGGUCUGCUUCACCUUCAUCUUCCUCUACAGCAGAGGCCGGGGGAAGGUCACCCACCAGGUGAUUCACGCCGAGACCCGUCCCGCCCGAGGUUACAAGGCCAUCGUGGGCCAACGGAGACCUUCCCCCAAAAAGCCACAAAGAACCUCACCCCCAAAGCCAAGAUAA
Thamnophis elegans (Western terrestrial garter snake) is the source of this 1821-nucleotide messenger RNA. RefSeq names its product leucine rich repeat and Ig domain containing 4 (gene LINGO4). The transcript has a single exon. The record is from RefSeq and is a predicted model, not a curated record. Gene Ontology annotation, molecular function: protein binding. The coding region runs from base 1 to 1821 and encodes 606 amino acids. NCBI's taxonomy places the organism in Eukaryota, Metazoa, Chordata, Lepidosauria, Squamata, Natricidae.